Molecule: messenger RNA, 2271 nt
Organism: Adineta steineri
Lineage: Eukaryota; Metazoa; Rotifera; Eurotatoria; Adinetida; Adinetidae
Source: the annotation of a GenBank genome assembly
AUGCUUAAUCAUUGGCGUGCUAGAAAUUUUUCUCUUAUUCGUCUCGGUUUAAAUAUGGCUGAACAAAAACGUUCUCUUAAUCGAUUAGCAAAUGAAAAAUCAUCUUAUCUUCAACAACACGCUCAUAAUCCAGUUAAUUGGUACGCGUGGACUCCAGAUGCAUUUGAAAAAUCACGAAAAGAAAAUAAACCAAUUUUUCUCUCGAUUGGUUAUAGUACUUGUCAUUGGUGUCAUGUAAUGGAACAUGAAUCUUUCGAAAAUAAUGAAAUUGCUAAAAUACUUAAUGAUCAUUAUGUAGCAAUUAAAGUUGAUCGAGAAGAACGUCCUGAUGUUGAUCAAGUCUAUAUGAAAUAUCUUCAAUCAACAGAAGGGGGUGGUGGAUGGCCAUUAUCAGUAUGGUUAACACCACAAUUACAACCGUUCUUUGCUGGUACAUAUUUUCCACCAACAAGUGAACAUCGAUAUGGUCGUCCGGGUUUUAAAGAAAUUCUUGUUAAAUUAAAUGAAGCAUGGUCAACAAAAUCAAAUGAAAUUAUUAAUGGAAGUAAAGAUUCAAUAGAACAAUUAGCAACAAUUAUGGAUAAACGUGCAACUACUACAGAAAAUAAUUCUGAUUUACUAACAAAUACAAGUAUAGAAACAUGUUUUGCCUAUUUUGCUAAUGAUUUUGAUGAUGAUAAUGGUGGUUUUGGUACACGACCAAAAUUUCCUCAACCUGUUAAUUUUAAUUUUCUAUUAACUCAUGCUGCAUUAAGUCAUCAAGCAAAAGGAAAAGCUGAUGUCGCGAAAUUAUCUAUUGAUAUGACUCAAUUAACAUUGAAGAAAAUGUCUUUAGGUGGUAUUAAUGAUCAACUAGGCAAAGGUUUUCAUCGAUAUUCAACAGAUGAUCUAUGGCAUGUACCUCAUUUUGAAAAAAUGCUUUAUGAUCAAGGACAAAUUGCUGUAGUAUUAGCUGAUACAUAUUCAAUUACUAAAGAUGAACUUAUUGGUCAAACAUUACGAGAUCUUGUUUCAUAUGUUGAACAUGAUCUACGUCAUAGUAAACAUGGAGGCUUUUAUUGUGCUGAAGAUGCUGAUUCAUUACCAACAAAAAAUGAUACAAAGAAGAAAGAAGGAGCAUUCUAUGCUUGGAAUUAUGAUGAAUUACAUAAACUUUUACCAGAAAAUCAUGCUGAUAUUUUCUGUUAUUAUUAUCAAUGUAAGAAAAAUGGCAAUGUCGAUCCAAUGCAAGAUCCGCAUGAUGAAUUAAAAAAUCAAAAUGUUUUAAUUACCGAUGGAAAUCAUCAAGCUACUGUUGAAAAAUUUCAACUUAAAAAUAUUACUGAAUUAAAAGAAAUUCUAUCUGCAUGUCAUAAAAUUCUUCUUAAUUAUCGUAAUGAAAAUAGACCAAGACCUCAUCGUGAUGAAAAAUUUCUUGCAUCAUGGAAUGGUCUUAUGAUUAGUGGUUUAGCACGUGCUGCUUGUGUACUUCAAGAAUCUAAGUAUACUCAACUUGCUGAACAAGCAAUUCAUUUUAUCCGUACUUAUCUUAUUGAUUCAUCAACAAAACGACUUUUACGUGCAUGUUAUAUUGAUCAAAAAAUACAUGAAAUUGAAUAUACAGAAUUAAAAGUAAAUGGAUUUUUGGAUGAUUAUGCAUUUGUUAUUCAAGCUUGUAUUGAUUUGUAUGAAACUAAUCUUAAUGAAGAUUUACUUAUAUUUGCAUAUGAUUUACAAAAACAACAAGAUGAAUUCUUUUGGGAUUCGAAUAAAAAUCGAUAUUUCAAUACAGAUGGAAAAGAUGCUUCAAUUAUUUUACGUCUUUCCGAAGAUCAUGAUGGUGCUGAGCCAGCACCGAAUGCAGUUUCUGCUCUUAAUCUUCUUCGUCUUGGACAUUAUUUUAAUGAUUCAUCUUUACAUGAUCGUUUACAAUUAUUAUUUAAAUCUUAUACUCGUCAAUUAAGUAAAAUGCCAAUGACAAUGCCAACAAUGAUUCGUUGUUUUGAAAUGUAUACUCAAGGUAUGAAUGAAAUUAUUAUUCAAUCAUCGAAUCCAGAAGAAAUUAUUCAAUAUAUUCAAACAUCAUAUGUACCAAAUAAAAUUAUAAUCAACUUAAAUAAAAAAACCAAUCAUAAACUUAUACAAUAUAAUAAAGAAUUAACAUCAUUUAUAGACGAUAAAACUAAUGAACAAACGAGAAUUUUUCUUUGUCGAAAUUUUCAAUGUCAAUUACCUGUUUCAUCUUUGAAAGAAUUUAAAGAAAAAUUCGAUCCAUUAAUUUUAACAUAUUAA